UUGUUGACACUCGUGCAUGUUGAACGUUGUUUUCGCAACGACCACGCGGCGUAUGUGUAAUAUUCGCAUUGUUUCACUCGCAGUCUGUUUUGGGCGACAGUUCGCGCUUAUUGGAUUUUGGCGCAAGUAGCAAAAAAAGCCGGUUAAAGUGUUAACAGCAUGUGAUGGCACAUGUCUGUGUAUAUAACUGAGAGUGUGUGUUGUGUGUGUGGCUGUAGGUGUGUGUGUAUGUGUGUGUGUGUGUGUGUAUGAAAUACUUAGCUACAGCAUUCUUUCUGUGCGAAACAAAACAUAACGAAAUUCCAAGAAAAUUAACUUGGCUCAUUCUUUUCACUGUUUCUGCAUUCGUUGUCGCUGCUCGCAACUGGGCUAAUUGAUGUUUGUUUGAAAUAAAACAAACCAAGUACAAUAAAAAUACAAAACACACACAAGUGGCUCAAACCCUAAUGAACGUGCAACAAUAGCCUUUGAGUGAGUGGCAGCGAAAGCGAGGCACGCGAUGAAUGCAACAAGAACGCGGACUGCAAUUCUCUGAAUCAAGCGCAAUUAAAAAAAAAAUAAAAAAAAAUCAAAGAUAGCUGGUAGCAAAGUAGUCACCUAGUCAGUGGAGUACGCCGUGUCAUCAAGCCAACGCGUCAGCCUUGGAGCAGCCAAUGCAACCUGCACAGACAUCGUCAUCGUUAGAAGAGACUACCAACAACACAAAAUGCUGAUACUGCUGCCGUUGCUGAGUAUAUUUGGUAAUAGUCUCAUUGCUGGAGUCGAGGCGAAUUUGAGCUUAGGCUUUAAGGUCAUCAGACUGCCAAGGCAUAUAAAUCCCGCCAAUUGCAGCGUUGGCAACACAACAUUUGCACAUGGAGCCACAUUUAAAUUGGAUUGUAAAACUCAAUGCGUUUGCGAGAAUGGCCGCCACGCCUGCUCCACACUGUGCCCCAAUGAGCAGCUGCCGGCGCCAGAGGAUACGAUUUCGUGCAGAUCACCGCGUCUCGUCGAGGUGCCCGGCCACUGUUGCAAAAUGUGGCUCUGUGAGAAUCCAACAGCUGAUGUCUAUGCCACCUGCCACAACAGCAGCACCAGCGGCAACUGGACGGGUUGCAGUCGAGCCUGUGGCCUGGGCAUGGCCACAAGAUACACCAGCACCCAUGCCGGCUGCCAUCAAUUGAGCAAUUUACGGCUCUGCGAGAAUCGCAGAUGUGGCCAGGACAAUAAGAACAGCAACAGCAACAGCUACAGCAACGGCAAGAGCAACAGCCACAAUAGACUAUUAGCCAAUGAGCUGCAGCACAAUUUGGCCCGGAGCCAGCUUCAUCAGCUGCAUCAUCAUAAGCGUGAAAGGGUACGGGAGCAUGAUAUGCAACAGGAGGAGCCAGCGCAUAGAAUAAGAAAGGGUCACGAGUGCCGGAGAUUACAGCGCCUGGGGCCGGCAAGGAUUCGACUGGGCGAGUGUGUCUCUCGCAAACUGUAUCGACCCAAACUAUGUGGCAGCUGCCAUCGUGGCACCAAGUGCUGUGUACCCGCUGCAUCAACAACAAUACAAGUCGAGCUACUGUGUCCUUUAAAUGCCGUUGAUCCAAUUAACUACGUUCAAAAGCGAACACAACACUACAAGCAACAGGACGAUGCGGCUGAUGGAGGCGAAAGUAGUCGACAGCCGAAGGACCAGUUGUGGGAUACCAUCGCCUUGGAACCCAUCGAUCAGGAAUUUCUGCAAUCACGUCAAAUACAAAUUGAAAAUAAAUUCAUUGCCAUCGAAUGGAUACUGAAAUGUGAAUGCAGCAAUAAUUUUUGCAGUGCUGACAGUGGUGAGAGAAACAACAGUAAUGCCAGCAAAUAUGGUUACUACAAUCACAACAACUACAACAACAACAAACAUAAUUUGCAGCAUGUACAACAAAAAAGUCAGAAACAACAAAGGCAAAAUUACCAUGAAACUAAUGGCGUACAAAAUGAGCUAACCCCAAAACACGAUGCAUCCGACGAUAGUUUACUAAGGGUCGACGCCGAGGAGGCAAAUGGAGAAGGAGAUGAGGAUGGUAAUGGGGAUGUCGCUAACAAUUUCAACAGUAAUAAUAAUGGCAACGAUGAGACAUCGUCGUCGGAGCAACAACCCGAUAUUAUACCCUAUCCUUUGGGUGUGGGUGAGACAAGCUGGAAAGGCGAAAAACUACGAAGACAACAACAGAAACAACAACAGCAACAACAGCAGCAACAACAGCAGCAGCAACAACAGCGAUGGAAACGCACAUAGCGUAAAAUGAGACUUAGACAAUUCUCUCGCAAGCGAUAAAAUUGGUCAGUUGGACCGUAGAUCUUAAGAUUUGUACAGCCUAGCGAUAUAUAAAUGUAUUUUGAAAUAUUGGAAAAGAAAAUCGAGAAUUGAUGAUGA
This is a messenger RNA of Drosophila grimshawi, 2386 nucleotides long. RefSeq names its product myb-like protein AA (gene Ccn). Gene Ontology annotation, molecular function: heparin binding; integrin binding. Gene Ontology annotation, cellular component: extracellular matrix. Lineage: Eukaryota; Metazoa; Arthropoda; Insecta; Diptera; Drosophilidae. The record is from RefSeq and is a predicted model, not a curated record. Gene Ontology annotation, biological process: signal transduction; cell adhesion. The transcript has 10 exons. The coding region runs from base 707 to 2248 and encodes 513 amino acids.